Messenger RNA from Sclerotinia trifoliorum, 2096 nucleotides. NCBI's taxonomy places the organism in Eukaryota, Fungi, Ascomycota, Leotiomycetes, Helotiales, Sclerotiniaceae. The record is from the annotation of a GenBank genome assembly.
GGCGUCAUGUAUAUCAGCUUGUGUAACUUAUACUUGCAGCUAUAUUUGCCCAACCUUUUCCUUGUGAUUUUAACUUCUUUGACAUCCUGUACUAUCUGGAAUAUUAAUAGCCAACAAUCCCUUUUCCAAAAACACCUUUCCAUUACUCUGAUGUUGAUAUUUUCUUGUGAAUAGAGUAUAUUUAAAUGUUACAACAUGAAGUUACUUAGCCCUCUGCCGUUUCUAGCCUCGAUAAUAGGCAUCAGUAUGUACCUUUCCACGCCAAGUUUGGGCAAAUCCCUCUAAUUCAAAUUAUAGUUCCCGCAACUUCUUCUCUCGCAACAUAUUCUACUAGCUCUGGUGGCCCGUCUUACUCGGUCGGAAUAUCCGCAAGUAAUUCAAACAAUGUCUACUUUCAACUCGCAGCCCCUACUUCAUAUCAAUGGGUCGCUCUUGGCAUCGGUUCCCAAAUGUCCGGAAGUACCAUCUUCCUGAUGUAUGCUGAUGGCAGCGGAAACGUGACACUCUCUCCUCGCAAAGGCACGGGACAUGUCGAACCAAAGUACGAUAGUAGUAUGACCGUUAAAUUGCUUGCUGGAAGUGGUAUAGUAGACGGAAAUAUGGUCGCCAAUGUUCUCUGCACAAGCUGCAGUUCUAAAUUAGCAUCUACAACAUCGACAUCUUCAAACUGGAUAGCUGCUUGGAAUUCUGGCUCGGCACUAGAUACUACCGAUACCUCGAAAUCUAUAUCUCAACAUUCGGGAUCUAAUCAUCGCUCCUUUACGUUUGAUCUUUCCCAAGCGCAGCUAGAAUCUGACUCGAAUCCCUUUACCUCGGCUUCUUCUGCUACAACUUCUUCACCUAGUGGCGCAUCUUCAAGCUCCUCAAGCUCAUCUACGUCUAGCGGAACUUCACGGGUCCAAUCAUACGACAUGGCGCAUGGAAUAAUCAUGGGAGUAACCGUAGUACUACUCUUCCCCCUCGGAGCACUCUCCAUGCGAAUCUUCGGUAGACCCUGGCUUCACGCCAGUUUACAAAUAAUCUCAUUUAUCUUCCUGAUCGCAGGUCUAGGACUCGGAAUCAAACUUGCAGGAUUGAGAUAUGGAUCCUUCGGACCCAAUCUUGCUCGUCGUACUGUUAUUGAUGAAAUUGCAAAGAGACAGUUUGGUGCGUUUGGAAGUAGUACGUUCACGGGUACACCUCCUUGGGCUACUGCCACGGGUACGAAUACAGGGGGUUUUAAUAAUCCCACUUCGACUUCUGAUUCUGGGUCUGGCUCUAAUUCUGGUUCCGGUUCCGGGGCUGCAUCACAAGGUUCUGGAAACGCAGCUAUUACAGGUGCUUCCGUCACUCCGAAUUUAGGCACGAUUGUGAGUUCUUUUCCCCAAUGAUCCCUUAUAUCUUCCCAACCAAGUCAUAACUCACAAAAUAGAUCACGAAUACAACACAUAUGAUCUUCGGCAUCAUUCUAGUAGUUUUAUUCUUCAUCCAGCCCUUCCUAGGCCUCAUACAUCACUGGAGAUACAUGCGAGCUCAACGCCGAGGAAUGUUUGGAUAUAUCCAUCUAUGGUAUGGUAGGAUAUUGAUUGUUCUCGCGGUGAUCAACGGUGGGUUGGGUUUGCAAUUGGCUUCUAAUACGAAGAAUGGGGAGAUAGCUUAUGGAGUUAUUGCAGCAUUUAUAGGAUUGUUUUAUAUUGGCGUUGUGGUUUUUACUGCUGUGAGGAAAAGGAGGAGAAAUAGAGAAUGGUCGAAAACUUUCUAAGUAUGGAAUUAACUUGUUGGAGUAAGGGGCGCUCGGUGAGGUAUGGAUAAAUGAGAAUGGUGCAAGUUACAAAGGAAUGAAUUCGCAGGACAUGAAUUGGGGUUAUAAUCUUUUUAUUUUUCCAAUUUUCCUUUUUUUCAAUAAUUACAAUGAUGAUACCAAGGAGAAAGUGCCGUCUCCCAUGGCCUAUUGUUCCGUGUCGGCGUCUCUGGGCAGAAACUUCCUCAAGUUGUCUAAUGAUGGCUUGUUCAAUUAAUAGCUCCCCUUCUUCGUCCUAUGUACCUAUAUAGCCACUCCAAAUGAUUACACAUCCCAGUCUCCUCAUAUCACUACGUAGUCUCAUCGAUAACGUCAG